CUCUACUAAUCAAUCAUCCUCUCUUCUGUGCAGCAGCAUGCAAAAGGUGGGGAUGAUGGAGUCAAGAAGAAUCUCGACAGAUUCAGCGCGCUCCCUGACGACGUCCUCCUCGCCAUCCUCCAGCUGCUCGACCUGCGCGCCACCGUCAGAGUCGCCACCGUCGCGAGACGGCUGAUGCAUCUCCCUCGUCUGCUCACCGAUCUCGUCAUCAACGUCGCUGACCUGAUACCGCACUCCGGGGAUUUCUCUCGUCACACGGCCGACCAUGUCAUGUCGGCGUACGCCGACGCCAUCAGGUGGUUCCUUUCGGCUCCCGCAAAGCAGCGGAGCAUCAAGACCCUGCGCCUCGCCUUCUACCUCAUAGACCCUUACCUGCGUUCCAUCGGGGACGCCGUCGCCGAGACCGGCGGCGCGGAGCGCCUGGAGUUCGCCAUACGGGCACACUUGUACCCCAUCAACAGGGUCAGGGAUGUGCAGGACGCCGUGUUUGCACGACGCCUCGUGGCAUUCGUUGCCGCCUGCCCCGUCGCCUUCGGCUGGCUCACCAGACUCACCCUGCAAAACAUCAGCUUCAGCGACUCGGAGAUGCUACAUCUUCUCAACGCCUGCAACCGGCUAGAGCUCCUUUCCUUGAUCCGUUGUUGUGCCGUCUCUAACUCGAGGUGCUCCAUCCUACGGAUAGACGCUCCCAGAUCGCCGCUCCUGGCCUUGGAAAUCCGUGAGUCCUUCUACCCAGGAGUCGAGCUGACAAGCCUCCCGAAACUGGAACGGGUCUUUUGCGAUGACAGAUUAGAUAUCUUCAUCGGGGUCUUCCCGGUGCGGUUUGGCAAUGUUCCUCGCCUGCACCACAUAAACCUAGCGGCGCCACAUCUGAUGUAUUACUCCUAUAGGAAUCCAGGACAGCACUUCCCGGCGCUCAGUAACCUGAGAGUUAUUCAUCUCAGCGACCUAGACAUUCAAGAAAUGUUCUGGACUCUUCACAUCCUCCAUGGCGCGCCAUUGCUCAACACACUAUCCCUUAAGGUAUUUAGUCCUCGCUGUUACCUGACCAAUGUGGUGGAAGAAGCACCAGAUUUUGAGCACCUGAACUUGAGUCUGCUGGAGAUCAAAGGCUUUGCUGGACUUACAGCCGACUUUGAAGUGGUGCGGUACAUCCGGAUCAUCAUGGAGCGUGCUGUCUAUUUGAAGAAAAUCCACUUAGUUGAACAGCACCCCUUUCUUAGAAGUUGUGGUGGUGUCAGCUGCUCACGCUGCCAGGUCAUCGAGCAACAAACAAAUCUAUUAAGCAAGCUAUUUGCUGACGCCGGUAGGGCACCGGAGAUAGCCAUAGAUUUGAUGUCCGGUGACACUAGUUUCUGAGUUGUUACAGAGUUCGUAGCUCAUGCAAAGGUGCUCAUUGAUAUGAUGA
Molecule: messenger RNA, 1408 nt
Organism: Lolium perenne
Lineage: Eukaryota; Viridiplantae; Streptophyta; Magnoliopsida; Poales; Poaceae
Molecular function (GO): protein binding
Source: RefSeq, a predicted model, not a curated record